Molecule: messenger RNA, 3144 nt
Organism: Nymphaea colorata (pocket water lily)
Lineage: Eukaryota; Viridiplantae; Streptophyta; Magnoliopsida; Nymphaeales; Nymphaeaceae
Product: type I inositol polyphosphate 5-phosphatase 2
Exons: 11
Coding region: 979-2919 (646 amino acids)
Biological process (GO): phosphatidylinositol dephosphorylation
Molecular function (GO): phosphatidylinositol-3,4,5-trisphosphate 5-phosphatase activity; inositol-polyphosphate 5-phosphatase activity; phosphatidylinositol-4,5-bisphosphate 5-phosphatase activity
Source: RefSeq, a predicted model, not a curated record
CAUUGAUGAAAAAUACCCUCAGAGAGAUUGUGAGUUUUCCCUUCUUCUUUGAGAAUAGAAAUUAAUUGUUAACUCGUUAAGGAUUUCCAAUCAAAAUAAGGAAGCGCUUCUAUUCCAGAGAUUUCGGUGGUGUCUACUUCACCUUCGUGAUUUCGUCAUUCCCUUUCGCGGUUUUCAGAUCGUCGUUUGUUUAUUUUUCUGAUGCGUCCUUUUCCUUUGAGUUUAUGCCUAGUUUCCAAUCUGUUGCUGGAAAUCCGUUUUAUUUAUUCACUUUGCGUAACUCCGUAGCCCUUGCUUCUCUCGAGCUCCUCGAGAGAGUUCGUUUUUGUAUCUGCGUCAACUAGAUUUCUGAAUCUUCUGCUUGCUUUCAUAUGUGGGAAAACUGAAAUAGUUUUCUUUCAUGCAUCAUGAUGUCCUCCGAGAAAUCUUGAUGGUGGAAGAUGGAAAUGUAGGUGGUUUACUUCAUUGGAUUGGAAGAAUGUAUGGUGGACUGAACGCAAACAAUGGAGGAGGAUUUCAAUCACGAGAAGGCAAUGACAACAGUUUUGAAAGAUCCGUCGACAUCGAUCGUUUCUGGACAAUUGGAGCCACAUUUCCCUGGGCAUCGACAUCUAUGCUGAAAUCAGAAGGCUGCUCGUUUUUGUCGUAUUGGAGCAGGUCUUUUUCCCGGAGAAGGUGUGCAUUCUCGUCCCAUAUUCAACCUUUCCUUGGUCCUGUUAUAAAUAUGGCAUCUUGCCACCCAAUUCCUUCUUGGAAACCCCAGUCCAACUAGCUUGCGUUUAAUUGAAGCAGCAUGGUUCCUUCAUCUGUCUCUAUGUAAGGAUCAUCUGGCUGCUGUGUUACCAUAUUGUUUCUGUUUCAAGAGAAGUCUGUCUUUGCUUUUCAUAGCCAUUCCUCAGCCUCUUUCCUGAGCUUGGGCUCUUUGCGAAGUCCUGCUUUAACUGGCUCCUCAGACUUGAUUCUCUGUCACCACCUCCAAUGAGAACUCGUACAGCAAAGCGUUCAGAGCCCUUUUGGCCAUCAAUUGUGAUGAAGAAGUGGUUUAAUGUUAAGCCUAAGGUGAAUGACUUCAGUGAGGACGAGAUCGAUACUGAGAGUGAAGAUGGUGAUGGAAGCGACCUGGAAAGGGAUCUAGUUGGGACAAUGAAGAGAAACCAAGCUGUACCAAGAAACCGAGAAUCAGGGCCACCAUCGAGAAACCAUCUAUGGAGGUUGAGGAGGAGAAAAUCAGAGACUCUCCGUGUUGAAUACAUAAGUAGUAAGGAAAUAAGAGUUGCUAUAGGGACAUGGAAUGUUGCAGGAAGGCUUCCACAUGAUUCCCUUGAUAUUGAUUGCUGGCUUGGUAUAGAAGAACCUGCAGAUAUGUAUGUCAUCGGGUUUCAGGAGGUGGUUGCUUUGAAUGCUGGGAAUGUAUUAGGUGCAGAGGAUAGUAGCCCAAUCCCCAAAUGGGAGGCCAUCAUCCGAAAAAGACUUAACCAGACACAACAAGAGCAAACAAAAUGUAAAAGCUAUAGCGCUCCUCCCUCACCAGUAUUGAGUGCGUCCUCUACUGCUGAUGUACUUGAUGAUGGUGGAACCCUUGACGUAGAUUGCGCAAGCAGUAAGUGUGAUGUGCACUCUAUUGAUCCCUUUGGACUACAAAAUGUUGGGGACUUGAGAAACAUGGCUAAGUUCCAGUUGAGAGGCGCUUAUGGCCCCGAUGGGGACAAUAAGUUUUGCUGGCCAGAGCGUCCAUUAGAUGCAGCAGUGCAAGGUCCCUCAACUCGGAAACUAAGAAGAGUUUUAAGCAGUACGGGGAGGUUGGGUUCCCACAAGGUUGAAAGGCAACUUGAUUUACCUUCUCGAGGUUCGGAAUACCACGGCAAGUUGAAAAGGGUGUUCCACAGCUCAGGAAACCUUGGAUUGAUCUGGCCUGUGGAGGAUGAGAACUCAGUUGCUCCGGCGAGCAAUCUAUCAAAAGUUUCUUCUGAUAUCUUAACUGAUAGUGAUGAUGACACUGAUCACUCCAACUUGGAGGAGAAUCCGUCUAGUGUGACAACUGAACAGGUUUGCAGAAAAAGUCGUGCCAGAUAUGUCCGGAUAGUCAGUAAGCAGAUGGUGGGGAUAUACAUCUCCAUUUGGGUCCGCCGGAGACUUAGAAGACACAUAAACAACCUGAAGGUUUCUCCGGUGGGAGUUGGCUUGAUGGGUUACAUGGGCAACAAGGGAUCUAUUUCGGUCAGCUUGUCUCUAUACCAUUCGAGACUGUGCUUUGUUUGUUCGCAUCUGACGUCCGGCCAAAAGGAUGGUGAUGAGGAGCGCCGCAAUUCUGAUGUGCAUGAGAUCCUGCGACGUACGCGCUUCUCAUGUGCAAUUGAUGACAAUCAGCCACAAACGAUCCCUUCUCACGAUCAAAUCUUUUGGUUUGGGGAUCUAAAUUAUCGCCUUAAUAUGGAUGAUAUGGAAGUAAGGAGCCUUGUUGCCAAGGGACGAUGGGAUGAGCUCAUCGAUCGUGACCAGCUAUGCAGAGAGUUUCGGAAAGGUCGUGUAUUUGGUGGAUGGAAAGAGGGCACGAUAGAUUUCGCUCCCACAUACAAAUACGAAUUCAACUCAGACAGAUAUGCUGGUGAGACUGCGAGGGAAGGGGAGAAGCGUCGAUCUCCAGCAUGGUGCGACCGCAUACUUUUUUUCGGGAAGGGAAUCAAACAACUUUCUUAUUCCAGAGCCGAGCUCAGGCUUUCCGACCAUCGUCCUGUUAGUUCCACCUUCCUGGUGGAGGUCGAAGUUUUUAACCGUCGGAGGCUUGAAAGGGUACUUAGUGUAACUAAUGCAGGCGUUUAUACUGAAGAUGGCUUCGCCGAAGAUAUUGACAAUGACCGGUAUCCAGUCUCAUUGGUGCAGGGCAGCUCCUUGUCUAAAAUGCACAAUGGAGUAAGCUAGUGAAUCUUCCGGAGAGCCUGUUAUUUGUUCGGUUUUUCCUUCGUUACAUCUAAGUUUAAAAAUCUGGAUUCAGAUAAUUAAUCCUUUUUUUCUCUACCUCUAUUUGUAAGAUCUAAUACUUCAAAUUUUGUGAACAUUGUAUAGAUAUGGUGCUUGCUGUUUUUCUAGCUCGAGUCACCAUAUCUCAUUGUUGAGGUGCGGACUAAUUUCUGCAAUACAUAAGAG